UUGACGCUAUACGUUCCCAUCGACCGUAAGACUACAAAAAAAGAUAUAACCGUGGAAUUUAAACCUAGAAAUAUGAGCAUAGAAAUAAAUAAAAAUGAAAUAAAAACUGAGAUAAAGGGGAGCCUGUACAGUACAAUAAGCACUCUGGAGUCGUACUGGAUAAUAGAGGACGUCGAGUUGGAAAUACACCUGGUAAAGGCACUAGAAGGGGAGGUUUGGGAGUGCGUGAUGAUGGGAGACGACCCAGUGACGUUUGAUGGGAAGGAACUGGACAAGAAAAAAAUGCUACUUGAAAGGUUCCAGAAGGAGCACCCGAGGUUCGACUUCAGCGAAGCAGAAAUAAAUGGAACGACACCAGACCCACGUACAUAUUUAAGAAAAAAUUAA
Theileria orientalis strain Shintoku is the source of this 387-nucleotide messenger RNA. RefSeq lists its product as uncharacterized. NCBI's taxonomy places the organism in Eukaryota, Apicomplexa, Aconoidasida, Piroplasmida, Theileriidae. The transcript has a single exon. Gene Ontology annotation, biological process: protein folding. The record is from RefSeq and is a predicted model, not a curated record. Gene Ontology annotation, cellular component: cytoplasm.